Lycium barbarum (goji berry) is the source of this 1369-nucleotide messenger RNA. RefSeq names its product 3-deoxy-manno-octulosonate cytidylyltransferase, mitochondrial. The transcript has 8 exons. NCBI's taxonomy places the organism in Eukaryota, Viridiplantae, Streptophyta, Magnoliopsida, Solanales, Solanaceae. The record is from RefSeq and is a predicted model, not a curated record. Gene Ontology annotation, molecular function: 3-deoxy-manno-octulosonate cytidylyltransferase activity. The coding region runs from base 99 to 980 and encodes 293 amino acids. Gene Ontology annotation, cellular component: cytosol.
UUCACUCCACAAUUAACAUUAAUAAUCAUUCACAAUCGAAUUUGCACACUGAAAUAACACCGACAAAUUCCCAAUUGUGAAAUCACAUUAACAAAAAUAUGUCCAUCUGUAAUUCAUCAUCAUCAUCAUCUAGCUCAACAAAAUUAUGGAUUCUUCACGGCUUAGCUGUUGGAGCUGCAUUAGCCGUAGCUAUCGGCGCUAAAGCUUACCUUAGCCGAUCCAACAAGUUUCGGAGUCGGGUCAUAGGUAUUAUACCCGCCCGUUUUGCUUCAACCCGGUUUCAAGGCAAACCACUUGUUCAAAUCCUUGGUAAACCCAUGAUCCAGAGAACAUGGGAAAGGGCAAAGCUUGCUGAGACAUUGGAUGAAGUUGUUGUGGCAACAGACGAUGAAAAGAUAGCUGAAUGCUGUCGGGGUUUUGGUGCUGAAGUGAUAAUGACUGCUGAAUCAUGUAGAAAUGGAACUGAGCGUUGUAAUGAAGCUCUUCAAAAGCUUGCUAAGAAGUAUGACAUUGUUGUUAAUAUACAAGGAGAUGAACCUCUUAUUGAACCUGAAAUAAUAGAUGGCAUCGUCAAAGCCCUGCAGGCUGCACCAGAUGCAGUCUUUAGCACUGCAGUAACGUCCUUGAAACCUGAGGAUGCAUUUGAUCCAAAUCGUGUAAAAUGUGUGGUUGACAAUCGUGGUUAUGCAAUAUAUUUUUCACGAGGGCUUAUUCCUUAUAACAAGUCAGGCAAGGUUAAUCCUCAGUUUCCUUACUUGCUGCACCUUGGGAUCCAGAGUUAUGAUACAAAGUUCCUGAAAAUAUAUCCCGAGCUAACACCAACACCAUUGCAACUAGAAGAAGAUCUUGAACAGCUAAAGGUCCUUGAGAAUGGAUACAAAAUGAAGGUGAUAAAAGUUGACCACGAGGCUCACGGUGUUGACACACCAGAAGAUGUAGAGAAGAUAGAGCGGUUCAUGCGUGAGAGGAAUUUGGCUUAGAGCAAAAUGAGUUAUUUUGAUGACUUACAUGACUCCUAUAGCUGUAAAGGUGGAGUUCUUUGGUUUCAAUUUGCACUUGGAUUAACACGUCAAUUAUCUUUCAGAGUUAAAAUUUGUGAAGAAAAAAGAAAUAGGAACUUGCUGUAUAAUCCUGCAAAUAGUUCAUAUUUUAGAGUUUUGGUGUAUGUUUCACUUACGUAUCCCUUGUUGUGGCAAAGGUUGUGUAUUCUUAAUUCUUUCAUACUUUGUAGUUAAUUAAUGUGUAUUAGUUAACUAUGGUUUAGUGAUAACCAUAUUUGUGAAGAGACGUGUCAUGUAUUUAUUGGUUGGUGUAAACACCGGUGCGGAUAAGUAUUUACUCCUAUAUGUGUAUGUUGAUCAGUUUGAUA